UCCUUUUUCACAGAUGAUUAUUGAAGAUGCCAUUCGGCAAUUCUUGGAAGAGGUUGAUCCUGAAGCUGGACCAAAAUCUAUUGUGGAUUUCUUCGAUAAAGUGAAGUUAUCGUAUGGACCGAACUUGCUCACGGAUUUAGUCAAACAUUUACGUGGUCCGAAAGACGCAGACGAAGAAGUUCUUCAAGUUCUGACAUUGGUUUUCCCACCCUUCAAUAUACUCGGGAGAACGGAUGAGCUACAGAAUGUUGCGGACGAGUUUAUCAGAAAAUGCGCCACGCAACAGCCCAAGCAUUGGGCUCAGUUGGCAGCGAUUAUUUCUGCCAUGGAUUCUCGGAAUACGAAGCGUCUGAUGUCUUUUUGCUUCUCGGAAUUAUUUUUUGCGUCGGCUGUUUCGCAUGCCGAAAUUUUGCAAGAUGAGGAAUUGAAAGACGUGCUAGAGAAUGCCAUGAUGGCAGUUUUGAAAGAUCUCGGCCACGCAGACUCUAAAGCUGUUCUGCGUACCCUUUUGAGCACUGCAAAUGAACUUUCCAACUUCGGAUGUCUACGUGAAACGUUCUUGAAUGUACCAGCGCCGCGGAUGUUGAUGGAAGUGGUUAAAUUUGGAGAACGGAGGAAGCGAAAAAAUGACGGCACGUUUGUUACACACCCCGUAAAUACAGAAUUGCGGGAAGUCGUCAUGGACAUCGUUGUUGCCUUGUCGCGAUAUUCCGAAGAAGCAAUGCAAACCUAUUUGUUCAAUUUCGAUGUUCCUUUAGACAAUGACUCUUGGGACGCUCGCCUUUCAAGUCUGUUCUGUUUCAAUCCUACGCUUUACUUGAGCUGGUGUGAGUCACGGCUUUUGAAGACAAAGAAAGGCAGUGACGAAUGGUGGCUGAGGGUCUCGUAUUUUUCAAAACUUGCGUGGAGAAUGAACAAGUUGCAAAUUUUCAAAUUUGAACCCAUGUCUUGGCUGCAGCAAGUGAAUUUUGAAGUCCAGAGGAGCGGACCGAAGGUUGUUCAUGCUCUCACAAUUCUCUCUUACCUGUCUGCAAUGUCCGCGGAAAAGCGGAGCUUGGCCAAGACAAUCGACUUCCGAUUCGUAGCGCAGAAUUUAUGUAAAGCCUCUUUACCUGUGAGACUGAGAAUCGCAGUUACUUUGAUCCACGUUCUCAAAUUUCCCGAGGAAUUUGUCACUGAUGUCGCGAAGUCAGGAUUGGAGGAAUUAGACGCCAUGAUCUCGGAUGCCGAUCGAGCUGCAUUUUUCGAAGAGUUCUUCAAAGUUAUGGAAACUUUAUGGCGCGUUCGGAAAUUUCGAGAUCAAGGCUUGCUCCUGAAGAUAACAAACCUUUUCAUCGAGUGGGAUACAAAGCAGGAAAAGGAUUUUCUCUCGCUCGCCGCGUUGCUCAGUGAGUCUUCGGAAGAUUUCAAUGAAUUUUGCUGCCUUUUCCUCGCUUGUGGAAAGAAGAUCGUCGAAAUGGAAACAGCUGCGGAAAACGCCAUGCCACUCCUGAAAAAGCGUUUGAAGAAGUUCCGUGUUCCGUCAAAGAUCGAUGCUGCAUCUGCAGUCUUUUUCUUCGCCUCCGUGGAAAAAGUAGACUCAUCGAACGUUAAAAUUGCUUUCAAGUGUCUGGCUUUUGUCGCAGAGAUGAAGUGUUCACGAGAAGCGAGAAUCCUGAUUUACCGAAGAAUCGCGGAUAUUUUGCAAAAGUCCGAAAAAUAUGAAACCUCUUUCGUCGCCCAGUUCGUCCAUCACUGGAGACGAUUGAAGCAUAGUAACCUAUUCACUGUUCUGAAGCCUGCGAAUGUUCGUGAUCUCCGACAGCUCUUCGCCUUAUGCUCUAAAACGCAUGUCGACGAAUUCGGCGAAUUUGUAUGUGAACUAUUGGACUCCGGCGUGACGGAUUUGAAAAUACUGUCUGAAGUUGCAGAUUUAGUUACUUGUCCUUCGAUCCGACCUCAAGUUUUUCGGCGUGUGAUGGAAUUCGCCACCACGGAGGAAUUGGUCGAAUGGGCCACUAGGUUUGGGUUGCAAGAAAUGCCCGGGAUCGACACGUUGGAGAAGUUGAAGCCGUUUCUUCUCCAAUCAAGUGAAAAUCGUUCGAGUGCGUGGGCAUCUGUGGUUCGGCAAUGUUAUCAGGCUGGAUUGUUGGCGGAUUCAGAGGUUUCCUUGCUUUCUGCGGAAGAUCAUCCUGAAUGCAGGAAGUUAUCGUUGGAAUUUGCGAUAGUGAAUGACGCUGGAAGUUUUUCCGCGGACUGCGAUGUGACGCAAAGUUUAUUGAAACAAAUGAGUGUUGAAGACGUGGAAGAUGCUCUGCGAAAGAGUCUUGAAUCGUUGUUGCGGUUGCGAAGUGUGGAAGCUGCGGAAGACGUUUUUGAGUUUGUUCGGGUUUCGAAUAAUACUUCUUGCGAUGCGCUGUUGGAAUGGGUGAGCCGUGAGAAUCUGCCUGCUCUUCUAGAGCUUGUGCUGAAAAUUCUGCGUGGAUCUGCGACGAAUGGACGACUGGGACUGGGUUCUGACAUGUCUGCAAUUGAACGUUGGCUGAAGUUAUUUAGUUCCGAAUCCCCGCUGCAACAAGAAUUUGUCGUGGCCCUUUUAUGGUACGCCGUGAAGAGAGGAGAUACGAGCGUUGCCAAAACCUGGAUAUUCAGCUCGCUUCGCAAAUUAUACCGCGGAACCCUGAGCAUUCUGGACCAGCAAACAACGCGUCUCGUGACGAAAGUGCAAGGAAACUCGGAAACGCUCGUCGGUCUUCUCAAACGCCGAUUAUGGCAACAAAUCGAUUACGAAGACUCGCGGACUUUUGCUCGCAUCGAAGACAAGCAGGUGUGCAAAACUCGAUUCCCGGUUUGGCGAACGAUCGAAGUUGCCGGAGAAGUGCUGGAAGGCGGAUCGCGCGACACGAAGAAUUACUCGACCGCGGAAACGUAUGACCCGGAAGUGUUUGUGUACGCUGUGUUAUCCAUGUUGAACGACGUGGAAUCCGGUUUGCGGCCUCGUCACACCGUGACAACCAUGUUUGCCUACGGAUUCCCCGCAGUCGCAGUGGCUUGUUUAUCCGCCAAAAGCGAUAAGGUGAGAUUCGCGUCGGCCUGCGUGAUAAAACGCGCGAGUGAAGUCGUGUCGCAAAUGUCCGUGGCGCCGAUUUUGCCCAAGGAAUGGGCGACGUUUUUCGACGUGAUUUCGAAUUCCUUGGCGAGUCGGUCGGAUUCGGGACAGGUUUUGUUCCCGAGGGUUCCCCAGGUCUGGGCCACGUUUGCGGCUGCGUCGUGUCUCACACUGAACGACCCCUCGAAUGCUGUGCACAAGCUAGUGGUCAAGUUUUGCUUCCGGACGACGUCUCUGAAGCUUUGGGCUUCUGCUCCGAUGACGAGGUUGUAUAACACGCGGGAUUCGGAUCCGGUCGAUGCCGUGCCAGGGAGGAAGUUUGUGUUGGACGUGGCGAAACACGCGACGUUCGAUUGGGACAGUUUCGAGAAGACUCACAUCGUCAAGAUUUUCCUGUCCAGCUUUUCCUUUCGGUCGUGGAAUGCAACAGAGACCAGUGAUUUGAUGGGCUUCAUCAACCGCCUAGUGGUGAAUAAUGUGAGGAGGAGACCCACGUUGACUCGCGCAGUUUUUGACUGGGGUUUCGCCAUUUUGCUGGAGAAUCGUGUCGGUGACGUGGCGACGACUUUCGCCUCUCGCUUUGCAGAAAUACUCUGGACGACGUGGACCUUAUUUCUUCAUCCCUUCCUGGCCGGAAGAAAUUUCGAAUUGGUUGGGGAAUCCGCGGAAAUCGAGCUCGGGUUGUUUGCGGAUUUCGUCUUGUGUUGCGCCCUCGGGGCGUCAGUGUUGAGUUCCGUUUCGUCAGAUGCCGAGAAGGAACUGUUGUUGAAGCUGCGGAUCGCGUGUCAUGUUAUCGAGCAAAUUUCGGGCCCGGAAGUGAAACCCUUGUUGAAACUGGGCGAGGGAACGUGGAGGAAGUGCUUUGACCACGUGUUCGGUCCCGGAAAGGUGUCUGAGAGAACAGCUCAAGACUUGCGACUCUUGGUGUUCAUUAAGGAGCCGAAAAGUUGGGGCAAUUUUGGCCUGGACGAACGCUGUGCUCUUCAAUCCGCGCUGUUUCCUUGA
Messenger RNA from Notodromas monacha, 4093 nucleotides. The record is from the annotation of a GenBank genome assembly. Lineage: Eukaryota; Metazoa; Arthropoda; Ostracoda; Podocopida; Cyprididae.